Suhomyces tanzawaensis NRRL Y-17324 is the source of this 603-nucleotide messenger RNA. Its product is annotated as N-acetylglucosaminyldiphosphodolichol N-acetylglucosaminyltransferase catalytic subunit. The record is from RefSeq and is a predicted model, not a curated record. NCBI's taxonomy places the organism in Eukaryota, Fungi, Ascomycota, Pichiomycetes, Serinales, Debaryomycetaceae. The coding region runs from base 1 to 603 and encodes 200 amino acids. Gene Ontology annotation, biological process: dolichol-linked oligosaccharide biosynthetic process. The transcript has a single exon. Gene Ontology annotation, cellular component: extrinsic component of endoplasmic reticulum membrane; UDP-N-acetylglucosamine transferase complex. Gene Ontology annotation, molecular function: hexosyltransferase activity.
AUGGCCACAGUCCUAGUCACCACAGGUGCUACCGUCACCUUCACCAGGCUCUUGGAGACCGUUCUAACCCCCGAAUUCAUCCGCCAGCUCAUCGCCAAUGGAGUGUCCACGUUAAUUAUUCAGUACGGAAACGAAAUAAAAAACGGGGUCAAUUUGAGCUCGAAGGUGUUCCACAGCCUACUUACCAAGCAUCAGAUUGUUUCCAGCUUGGGCCUCAAAGCUGCAGACUCAAAUGACCAAAUAGAGACAUACUCCUCAUCACAGUUCACACUAGUAGCACUCCCCUUUUCCCCCACAAUUAGCAAGUAUAUCGACCAGGCUGAUGUGGUUGUUUCGCAUGCAGGCACAGGAUCGAUCGUGGAUGUGUUGCGUGCCGAUAAGAAGUUGAUCGCAGUGGUGAAUGACGAGUUGAUGGACAAUCACCAAGCAGAGGUUGCCCACGAGUUUGCACAAUUAAACUACUGCUUGCAUUCCGAAAACCAGGCUGCCACCUUGAUUCUGCAUAUCAAGCUGCUCCUUCAUGGACUGGUGACGCUAAUUCCGUUUCCACCGCAACAAAAGCACAUUGUUCAGUCGAUAUUAUUUCAAGAGGCAAACAAGUGA